AUCCCUCGGAAUUCAGAUGAGGGUAUCAGCUGGACUAAUGAUUGGUGGCUCGUGUGUGGCGACUGCGGCCACCAUACUCAACGCGUUCCUGAUCAACAAACAGUUCUAUCCAUCAAUCGUAUAUCUCUCAAAAAGCAAUGCAAGUAUGGCAGUGAUAUAUGUUCAAGGAAUUGUUCUUGUAUAUCUCAUGUUCCAAUUGCUCAAGUCUAUUUUAUUCGGAGAUUUGAGAGCUGCAGAGGCUGAGCAUCUGUCAGAACGUACAUGGCAUGCAGUUCUGGAAACAUGUCUCGCAUUCACUGUAUUCCGUGAUGAUUUCUCAGCAAUAUUCGUUAUGCAAUUUAUUGGUCUUCUAUUUAUCAAAUGUUUCCAUUGGCUGGCAGAUGAUCGAGUUGAUAUGAUGGAGCGUAGUCCUGUUAUUACACUACGAUUCCAUCUUCGAAUGAUGACUGUACUUGCUGCUCUUGGAUUUGCCGAUUCGUAUUUCGUGUCAAGUGCCUAUUUUACAACGAUUACUCGUGGUGCCAGUGCUCAGAUUGUAUUCGGAUUCGAAUACGCCAUUCUUCUUGCACUUGUACUCCACGUGACAAUUAAAUACUUACUGCAUAUGCAUGAUCUUAGGAAUCCUCAAUCUUGGGAUAACAAAGCCGUUUACCUGCUCUACGCAGAACUUUUCAUCAAUCUGAUCCGUUGCCUUCUUUAUGGAUUCUUCGCCGUUGUAAUGCUUCGAGUUCAUACAUUCCCACUCUUCUCAGUUCGUCCGUUCUAUCAAUCAGUAAGAGCUCUUCACAAAGCAUUCCUCGACGUUAUUCUUUCUAGAAGAGCAAUUAAUGCUAUGAACAGCCAAUUCCCAGUAGUAUCAGCUGAAGAUCUAGCUGCAAUGGAUGCUACUUGCAUCAUCUGUCGUGAAGAAAUGACUGUCGAUGCUUCACCAAAACGACUACCAUGUUCCCAUGUGUUCCAUGCCCAUUGUCUCCGCAGUUGGUUCCAAAGACAGCAAACAUGUCCAACUUGUCGAACAGAUAUUUGGCAGGGAAGAAAUGGUGCGGCAGCAGGAGGAAAUGCGGCUGAUGCUGCUGCUAAUGUGGCGGAUGCAAACGUGGCUGGUGCACAAAUUGGGGCAGGAAUGCCUCCAUUCCUACCUUUCCUCGGACAUCAGUUUGGAUUUCCACAACAACCAGCUGGUGCCGGAGGUGCUCAGCCUGGAGCAGCACAAGCUGGUGGGCAGCCUGGACCAUUCCCUCAUCAAAUAUUCUAUGCACCGGCUCCAGCUAAUCGUCCAGAAUUCAUGAAUCUUAUUCCACCGCCACCACUUCCAAUGGCUGGACCACCUGGAAUGUUCCCGAUGAUGCCUCCACCACCACUACCACAGGUUAAUACAACACAAGGAACUUCUAGUGAAACUCCACCAGUCAACCCAUCUUACUCACAACUUUCCACUGAAGAGCUUCGUCGAAUGGAAGGCGAGUCGAGAGAAGCGCUUCUGGCACGUCUUCAAGCAAUGGACAACAUUAUGGUUCUUCUCGAGUCCGCACAAAUGCAAAUGAUUCAAUUGGCAACGGUUACUCCGAUCCGUCCUCGUCCAGUUGUCCCUAGUGAUGAAUCAGAACAAGAAGCUCCCGGACCGUCAACAGAUCAAGUCACUUCGGAAGAACAAGAAAUACCAGCAACAUCUUCAGCACCUUCUAUCUUCCGUACUGAAUCUCCCUCAACAUCCUCAACCGCUCCAUCAACAUCAUCUCCGGUAACUGCGUCUUCCACACCAACAACUUCUUCCACUCGAACUCCAGAAGCCGAAGAAGUCCGUCAAAGACGCCUAGCACGUCUUCUAGGGGAGAACGCAAAUCAGUAAUCCUGAAUUACCUGUAAUUAAUUUCUCGUUGUCUAUUCUUGUGAUUUUCGGUUUUUCUCUCCCAAAGACCUACUCGAUUGGGUUUCUCACGUGUAUUCUGUAUGCUAUUAUUUGUUUCUAGUAAGUUAUUAUAUCAAAUUUAAAAUGGUUCCACUUUCUCUCAAGUCCAAUCCAUUUCUUGUCAUUUAACGCCUCCCCCUUGCACUUGGUUUUUCGAAUGAAAUCGUCUUUG
Caenorhabditis elegans is the source of this 2081-nucleotide messenger RNA. It is a transcript of the gene sel-11, whose product is annotated as E3 ubiquitin-protein ligase hrd-1. Gene Ontology annotation, cellular component: endoplasmic reticulum membrane. The transcript is spliced from 6 exons. The record is from RefSeq and is marked reviewed. Gene Ontology annotation, biological process: protein ubiquitination. Lineage: Eukaryota; Metazoa; Nematoda; Chromadorea; Rhabditida; Rhabditidae. Gene Ontology annotation, molecular function: ubiquitin protein ligase activity. The coding region runs from base 17 to 1849 and encodes 610 amino acids.